Messenger RNA from Tarenaya hassleriana, 2011 nucleotides. Its product is annotated as serine/threonine-protein kinase PBS1-like. The transcript has 6 exons. The record is from RefSeq and is a predicted model, not a curated record. Gene Ontology annotation, biological process: protein phosphorylation. Gene Ontology annotation, molecular function: ATP binding; protein kinase activity. Lineage: Eukaryota; Viridiplantae; Streptophyta; Magnoliopsida; Brassicales; Cleomaceae. Bases 611 to 1753 code for a protein of 380 amino acids.
UUGGAAAAAAAGGGAAGAAAGACACGCGGUUCUAAAGUUAGCCUCGUCGGCUCCGUGAAAUUCUCUCCUGUUUCUUUUGCAAAGAUUCUUCCUUUUGAUCCAUUCUGUUGCAAAAUCUGUUCUUCUUCUUUCAUAUAUAAAGAAGCCAUUUGUCUCAUUGGUAUAAUUUUAGCAAAUCUCGAAUUUUCUCUCUUUUUUUUAUAUAUUUUUUAAAUUAAGUUUUUGGCCGAUUCGGAUCUUCCUAGGGAAUAGUAAUUCAAUCAGCUUAUACCCUCGAUUCAUUUGUUCUCUGGAAUUAUAGAACAAAAGAGAGAGAAGAAAUAUUGAUUCUUGAUUCUCUCUCUUCCCCAUUGUAGUUCCUGAGACAAAUCCUAGGUAUUUUGCGGCUUUUUUUUUUGUUUGGUUUGGUUUCUCUCUCGCAUUUCUCAGACGGGUCUUUUCCGGGUGGGUUUCUGGAGCUGGGCUUGCUGAUAAUGUUAGAGACAUGAUCUCAUACCAGCUCCUUGUCUGAAUCCCUUCGCCAUUGCUGCCGUCAUCCUCAAGCUCUCUGUUCUGGGCGUGUUCUUUCUUGAAUAAAGUUUUGUUGUCGUCCUGGAGAAUCUGAAAGGAAAUGGGCUGCUUCUCUUGUUUCAAUCCUCGAACGAAGGACAUAAGGGUCGACAUCGAUACCUCCCGAUGCAGCUCUCGCCACCCAAAUGACUCCUCAGUUAACGUUAUCAGUGAUAACGGUGGAAGAACAGAGUCGAAUUCGGGUGUUUUAGUUGAUGGGAAGGUGAAUAGCCCUAAACCCGGCGGCGGAGCCCGAAGCUUCACGUUCAAGGAGCUGGCGGAAGCGACAAGGAAUUUCAGGGAAGUGAAUUUGAUCGGUGAAGGAGGUUUUGGGAGGGUUUUCAAGGGCCGUUUGGAUUCAGGACAAGUAGUGGCGAUCAAGCAACUGAACCCAGAUGGCCAUCAGGGUAAUCAGGAGUUCAUAGUGGAGGUUCUCAUGCUUAGCCUCUUACAUCAUCAGAAUCUCGUAACUUUGAUCGGUUACUGUGUUUCCGGUGAUCAGAGGCUUCUUGUCUAUGAGUACAUGUCCAUGGGAAGCCUGGAAGACCAUCUUUUCGAUCUCGAACCUGAUCAGGAGCCUCUGAACUGGAUCACCCGGAUGAAAAUCGCGGUGGGUGCAGCUCGUGGUCUAGAGUACCUUCACUGCAAAGCAAACCCGCCCGUGAUUUACCGUGAUCUGAAAUCUGCAAACAUAUUACUAGAUGAGGACUUCAACCCGAAACUCUCCGACUUUGGACUGGCCAAACUAGGUCCUGUCGGCGACCGAACACAUGUCUCAACCCGUGUCAUGGGGACCUACGGAUACUGUGCUCCCGAAUAUGCGAUGAGCGGAAAGUUAACGGUUAAAUCAGACAUCUAUAGCUUCGGUGUCGUGUUACUCGAACUGAUCACUGGCAGGAAGGCCAUUGAUGUGACAAGACAGCAGGGUGAACAGAACCUCGUCGCUUGGGCACGCCCGUUGCUCAAGGACCAGAAGAAGUUCGGACAGCUUGUGGAUCCUUCGCUUCGGGGGAGAUAUCCGAGGAGGUGUCUGAACUACGCGUUAGCGAUAACAGCGAUGUGUCUGAACGAAGAAGCGCAUUACCGACCGUUCAUCGGAGACAUAUUGGUGGCUCUCGAGUACUUAGCCGCUCAGAGCGAAGCUUCAGGCUCUCGAAGUGCAGCGUCCAAGUCGCCGAGGAAUGUGACCAGAAACGAUGAAUGAGUUUGCAAGACAGAUAGAGCCUCUGGUAGGUCCAGAAGGUUUCGUCUCAUUAGAGGGAGGAAAGAAAAAGUAUCCGCCAACAUUAUAAAAUUUGUUGAAUUUAUUUAUUUUGGGUUAAAUUUUAUAUGGUAUUUUUUCAUUGUUUGUGGGUUUUUUAUGUAGUCAUAGAUUGGAUUUGGACGACGAGGAUUCGCUGAAUGCGAAUUGGAUGUCAUGUAAACAUUAAUUUUUAAAGCAAAAAAAAUCAUAUUUUGGUAA